Molecule: messenger RNA, 910 nt
Organism: Triticum urartu
Lineage: Eukaryota; Viridiplantae; Streptophyta; Magnoliopsida; Poales; Poaceae
Source: RefSeq, a predicted model, not a curated record
CCAAGAUCCAAGAGCAAUCAGCUAGCUAAGGCAAACUUAGCUACGAGUAAGAGGGGAGUUACUACCUAGUACGAGUGCUAGCAGGAUGCCGGAAGAACCGAGGCGCAGCAACAAUCAGCGCCUCCUGCCUAUACGAAAUACAGCAAUUGUAGGUCCUGCUAGGCGACAGCUUCAGUUCACGCAGGAACGAACUACCAACCAAGGCCCAACUCAUGGGAACAGUUCAGCAGGGGGGAAUGCUCCCAUGCGGGGUGGAGUUGGCCAUCUCAGUAACCCCCAAGCCCAAGUUCAUUCUACCAUUAUAGCUCCAGCCCAUCAAAAUGAAGAAACUAGGGUGAAUAACCCAGCAAGGGGUGGAGUGGGCAAUCCUAUAAACCAGCAGGAGAAUUCUACUAGGAUUGUCUCAAACCAUGAAAACAAUAUAGGGGUGAAUUACCCGUCAAUGGGUGGAGCGGGAAAUCCUACCAAGACACAGGAUAAUUCUACCAAGAUAGUCUCAAACUAUGAAAACAAUACAGGUCAUGGUGCCAAUGUAGUCUCAACUCCUGAGAACAACACAUCAACCGAUGCAUCAACCGUUGGACCACCAAACAGAGCUAUCCAUAUGGCCCGUGAAAAUCCUGUCGCUGCGAUACAACCUCAAAUUGUCAAUGAGUGUAGCCAUGAAGAGCGACUCAAGUUCAAUGAAGAAAGACGCAUGCAGGUGCCUAUGUUGGCCCUACAUGAACUGCAAAUAAACGCAUACAUGUGUAGCACGUGAAUAAUAUACUCCUAUGCACGUGCUGCUCACAAGCAUGUGCUUAGUGAGCGUCAUUUGUCUGUAAUUUAUACAUGUAAGCAUAUCACAAUAAGCAUGCAUUAAUGAUGUAUACUUGGUAAAUGAAAUAUUAUAUAAGUUGUUAUUUGCACA